Heteronotia binoei (common prickly gecko) is the source of this 2189-nucleotide messenger RNA. Its product is annotated as toll-like receptor 12. Gene Ontology annotation, cellular component: membrane. The record is from RefSeq and is a predicted model, not a curated record. Gene Ontology annotation, molecular function: protein binding; transmembrane signaling receptor activity. Gene Ontology annotation, biological process: immune response; inflammatory response; toll-like receptor signaling pathway. NCBI's taxonomy places the organism in Eukaryota, Metazoa, Chordata, Lepidosauria, Squamata, Gekkonidae.
CUCUGUGUCCCUCAGAUACAGGUCUGGUUGUGCUUUGUAGUAAUGUUACCUCCCUUCCUAAUGAUCUAGCACCUGUUCCUGAACAGGUGAAUGCCCUCUGCCUAUCAGGAAGCAUCAAUGUCUUAUAUGAAAGGGCAUUCUCAACCUUUCCAGAACUUCGUUACUUGAGCAUCACCAUAAACAUAUCAGUCAUCUUACCCAGGGCUUUCCUAGGCCUGGGUAAGCUACAGCACCUAUCAAUCCACCACUCAGGAGUGGGCUGCUCUGGAAGCUCCAUCCCCACUGAGGUCUUCCAACAAUUACAUCAGCUGCAAACACUGGAGAUGAAGGGUAUCCCUCUGACACAACAGAGAGGAGUGACGUUUCCAAGUCAUCUGGAAUCACUCUCAGUUUCUCACUGCUGUUGGCAGCCUUUUUCUGAGCUAUUCAGUAUCUUCCCAUUAAAGUCUGUGCCUCGUGUGACUGUGAAUAAUUGUGAAAUGGAGAGGAUUCCCUACUCUUUGUCUUCAAAGGAACAUCGUAAUUGCCUGACUCUUAAUGUCUCACCCUCUUUGCCUCAGAAGGACAGAAUCAAUCCUGAACCUAAAAAUGGAAGUCUGCUUCAGUCCCUCAGACUGAGCCAAUUCCCACUGGCUUUUAGUGAGCUCUUGGCCUUGGAAAUAGAAGAACUCUACUCCCUCUCACUAGAAGAGAUCAGUCCACUGCCUGAGGACCAGACUUUCCCCAUCUGUGUUCUUGCCACUCGUUUCUCCCUCCAUUCACUGUCAUUUUCCUGGAAUUAUUACAAAAGCUUUGUUGGCGAAGAGGUUCCAGCCAUUCUUUGAAGAAUUUGGUGCUUGAGGGGAAUGGACCGGAGCAUGUAGAUUCUUUACUUCUAUAUAAGCUACGACAUCUGUUGUUCUUGGACCUUUCUGAAAACCAUCUGCAUUGGGAUCUUUGUCCAGCAGAGUACAAGAUGAUGAACUUCACUUCCAGACUGCAGGUUCUGGAUUUCUCUGGUAACAAUGGCACCACCUUCCCAGCCUCUGCCUUCUCCUGCCUGCCAUAUUUACAGGAGCUGUCAUUCAAUAGGUGUGGCCUUGAAAAGAUUGAUCCAUUGGCCUUCUCAGGAUUCAACAAUCUCAAGGUUUUAAAUAUGAAGAACAAUAUUAAACAAUUGCAUAUUGAUACGUUCUCUGAUUUGCCCUUUUUGACCUCAUUGGAUUUGCGUGACAACGAUAUUGAAUAUUUUUGCAGAAGUGUCUUUCAGAACUUAACUUUGUUAAGGGUCCUUCAGAUAGGCUCAUAUCAGGAGGUUCAGUACUACUUCAUGGACUUGCCCUCCUUGGAAGUCCUGAAGGUGGUGAAUUCCAACAUGAGGUACAUCUCAGCUGCGUUCUUCCACAGGAAGAGCAACCUCAGGAACCUGGUACUGGAGACAGAGGACUUCCUUGCACUUGACAGUGACAUACAACACCAGAUUGCAGAGGAAGCUUAUCCUCGCUACUUACACUUUUCCAGAGUCACCUUCAGAACUGUAGCAAUAAUGCCAGUUUUCUCUUUUUUUAUAGCUACUUUCUCAUUACUGUCCUUCCUCAUCACACUCCCUCUUCUGAAUGCCACAUGUGGCUCAGACUUUCUUUUUUUGGUCUACAUGCUGAGGGCCUGGUGGAAGGCUAUGUGGGAUGCCAAUAAAGUCUGGAGAUUUGAAUAUGAUGCCUUUGUGUCCUAUAGCAGCCAAGACCAGGAGUGGGUAUUACAGCACCUGGUACCCAACCUGGAACAGAAUGGACCACCGAAGCUUUGUCUGCACAACCGAGACUUUGUGGUGGGUAAGGCCAUUGUGGACAAUAUCAUGGACAGCCUCUACAGCAGCCACAAGACCAUCUGUGUGAUCAGCCAUAAUGCUCUGGAGAGCCACUGAUGCACUCUGGAGAUAAGCCUGGCCACCUACCGGCUUGUAGCUGAGCAAGAAGACACUCUGAUCCUGUUGUUCAAUGAGCCUGUUCCCAGAAGCCAACUCUCAGCAUAUCACCAUCUGGCCAAGCUGGUAAAGAGGAAGACCUACCUAGAUUGGCCCAAGGAGCCAGCUGCUCAGGCUGCCUUUUGGGAUAAGUUGAGGAGCAUUUUGGGUCAGGACAAGGCAAAUGGGCAGGAGAAGAUGUAAGGAAGUGGAAUCAGGGCUUUGGUGGGGCUUCUGUAAUUGACAA